GUCAAAAAGUUUCAAUUUGAAAGUGGAUAUAUAAACAGAAUUGUGCUUAGCUAGUGGAAAAAAAUCAGGAUUUUCUUGGUCUCAUCGCAGGAAACCAGAUAUUCUACUUCUGCCUUUUCCGCAGUUUGCUAUGAUGGCUUCACACGCACACAAACAUAUGCACGCACUGCCUGAGCCCACAGUGGAAGCUUAAAGUUGGUGGCCGCGAACUGUGUACAUGCGGGAGAGCGAAAGCAAGUGUUGGUGUGACUCAUCCAUACUGCUCUGGCUUCACCUUUUCCCUUUUUUCGCUCUGAACGGCGCGACUGAGUGGGCAGUGAAAACUGGUUUUUUGAUGUUUUCUUUUUGUUGUUGAACAAGUUGGCAUGUCAUUUCUACUGAGAGUUGUUUAUUUUUGUUCAACGAACUAUUUACCAUGGGCUCAUUCCUGGUGAUUUAGGGAUUCGGGUUUUUCUAUCUAAAUAACAUGUGCGACAAGUAGGAUAAAAUUGUACCAAAUUCUGAAAUAGCCCGUGAAAAUAUUGUAUUAAAUAUAUGUUAGAUGGUUACCUCUCAGAGAGUUGAAAAGAGUUGCCAAGUGUAGUGCAGAUUAAAAGAGCUUUUUUACUUUGCUUCAAUCAUACUGAAAUUGUUUUGUGUUAAGAUUAAGUAGCUUUUAUGUGCAGUGUUGAAUACAGUAUAUAGGCAUACAAAGUUUAGUGAUAAAGUGUACCAGAAACAGUGUCUACCUGUAGAACAUCUACUAAGUUAUACACACGAAAAAGAUCACUUCGCAGUAAGGUGGAGUGAAAAUGGUAUUCAUAAAAGGGAUUUAUUUCGGUCUGCUGGUGCUAGUGGCUAGUAGUAGCUUCCACAGUACCCUGGUGAAAGGGGAUAAGUACGAGGAAGAGGAUGACUACUACGAUUCUAGAGAGCGCAUUCUGGAAACAUCUUAUCACGGUCUUAUCAAAGAAAACGAAACGUUUGUUGAAAUCACACCGUUAAUCAAAGUCGACGAGACAAAAAUUUGCGGUUUCCACAUAAUAAAAAAGAACAAGGAGAUUCCAUUUCAGAUUGAACUGGUCAACGAACUGGGAAUACUGAAAGCGAAAAAAUCACUCAACUGUGAAAAGCGCAAAAACUACAAGUUCGACAUCACGGCAGUGUUCUGCGACGGCUCGCACUCGAAAAGUGCAAGUGUUCACAUCUCGGUGAUUGACAUAAAUGAAUAUUCCCCAACAUUCCUGCAGCCAUCGUACGUUACCGAGGUGGACGAAGGCCGGCUGUACCAGGAAAUAAUCCGCGUGGAGGCUACCGACAAGGACUGUACGCCGCUGUUUGGUGAUGUGUGCAAGUACGAAAUUUUGACCAGUGAUCAACCCUUUACAAUCGAUAACGAGGGCUCUAUCCGGAACAUCGAGCCGUUAUCACACAAGGCAUCUCACAACCACAUUCUCUCGGUAGUGGCUUACGAUUGUGCCAUGAAACAGUCUGCCCCGGUCAUGGUCAAUAUUCGGGUGCGACGCGUGUGUGAAGCGCAUGUAAUGGGAGUAGCCGAACGAAUCGAUUAUAUCGCCAACUCUAUGGAAAGCGUCUCAUUAUUCCCAAAAGUUCACCUCGAACUUUGCGAUAUGCAGUGCAAAGGCGAAGACAUGGUUGUCCAAUCAUCGGUUUCACUGAAAACUAAACAUAUCUCAUUUGGUUGUGAUCGGGAUGCAAGCCACUGCUUGAAGAAACUUAGCGAGGAAGAACGAAUUGAAACCGGAAUCGUCGAUUUGUUACAAAAGAACACUGAAUGGACUAAGGAUCUGGUUUAUGAUGAGGGCCCUGAAUCAAUUUUUCACUUCGAUGGUAGUUCUGGAGCUAUCAUUCCAAAGAGUUUGAUUAAAUCUCAGGACUUUGCAUCUCACCAGUUCAGUGUCAUGACCAUGUUCAGACAUCAUAGUAUCAGUUCGAACGAUAAACACACUAAGGAACAUAUCAUUUGCAGUGCUGAUGAUCACAAAAUGAAUCGCCACCAUAUGGCUCUGUUUGUGCGAAACUGUAGGCUGAUUUUACUUUUACGCAAAAACUUCAACGAUGGCGACCUGAACAUCUUCAGUCCGGCUGAAUGGCGUUGGAAGGUUCCUCAGGUUUGCGAUAAUGAAUGGCAUCAUUAUACUAUCAAUGUAGACCUACCGAAGGUUGAUAUUUACAUUGAUGGGGUAAAGUUUGAAAGCAACGUCGAAGACCGACACAGUAACCCUGAAGUUAUCGAUGAUUGGCCACUACAUGCUGUUCAUGGCAUCAACACUACUCUUGCGAUUGGAGCUUGCUACCAGGGAUCGGAAAAUCGUCUUAAGCAUGGAUUCAGCGGUGAUAUUUCUGAAAUUAAAAUAUCGCUGCGAAAAAUUCUUACUCCAAACCAGAUUCGUUGUGGAACGGAUUGUGCGGAAAAACUUCUCCCACCAGCUGAUCAUUAUCUCGAGCCCGAACAGCAAAUCCAAACCAACACCCAGAUGAAUAAGAUCAUCAUCGAAGGUAGCAACAAGAGCAACAUUGAGCAAUUGCUUCAACAAAUUCAGUACGUCAAUAGCAAAGACAACCCGACAAUUGGCCGUCGUAACAUUCAAAUUAUGACAACAGUCAGUUGCCCAAACAAAAAAGCGAUACGGUUACCAACGAUCGACACAUACAUCAUGGUAACUUCAUCUAACGUUUCGUCAGUAACGGUGACACAAUCAACCACAUUAUACAACAAAAUUCUUGUCGACAAACCAUUAACUGUUGACCAAAAACCACAGAUCGUCAUCACUGGAAACUCGAAUCAUCUUGUAUCCUACCCAGAUAUAAAAGAUGGUGUUAAAAUUUUAGCUCAGAUCAAUAUCAGCAUCUACACUGGCCAAGAAAUUCGACCAUCAUUGCAAAAACUGGACGCUUGCAAUGUCAACGUAUUUCCAAGUCUCAACCCUGACCAUGAGGAAAUAACCAUUGAUGAUAAAGAAGGAACCGACGAGUCUCUUUUCAAAUUUGAUAUCAAAACUAAAAUCAGUAAGGACGGCGUAGAGAUGAUCGGUUAUGAUACCAUUGAGAACUACCAGCAUAUUCUAAAAUCUCUGGUGUACAUUAAUAAGAAACCAGCUUACUAUUUGAAUCGGGUGUUCAAGUUAACCUGUUCGCAGGUAGAUGAUCAUUUCCGAAGCGCCGAAUAUACACUGACGCUAACAGUACUGCAUCCAAAACAGCAGGCAAUGUCUGCUUCCACUGCACCCAACGUACUAUUAGCAGUCCCAUCCGUAAUACCGACCGCAUCGAUUGAUGGACUAACCCAUUCCGGAGCUGCCAUCGCAGCAAAUUCUCACGAUACCAACCAAUACGCACACGCGAUGCUACAUUCGCACGACAUCCAGGAAUCGCAGUCCAAAGUGCACAACUUGGCACACGAGAAGGGGCAGCUGGCCUCGUCCCACUCGACCAUGUUGAUCGUGGUAAUUUGUGCAUCGUUUGUGUUACUGAUCUGCGGUGUAGGGAUCGCUCGUCUGCGCAACAACAGUGGCGGAAGCGGCAAUGGAGCAAGUCAAACGCGAAAUCUGGAUAAGCACCAGCCUUGCGCGAAGGUGGCUCCCGAGCAGCAGCUGGACUGGGAUGAUUCGGCGUUAACUAUCACCAUCAAUCCCAUGCAAAACGAUCACCUGUCGGACGAAAGCUCUGAGUCGGAGAAUUCCGACUCUGAGGACGAGGAAGUUAUCAACGGACGCUACAAAAAUGUAAGCCAGUUGGAAUGGGACAACUCUACAAUCUAAAUGAAUGUAUUAAAGGUUUUAAAUUAUGGAAAAUUUAUUGCAUAUUUUAAAAUUAAUAAAACAAACAGCAAAUGUGAAAACAAGCAAAAUUGCCAUCCACUUUCCAACUUUUACAGUAUGUAUGUAUGUACACACCAACAAACACAAGCAGACAAACACGCGCAGAUACAGAAUUGCCUCCGGAUAAAAGGUGGUAGCAAAAUGGAACCAGUGGUAACAAUCGGGAUAAAUAGCCGCUCGGCAACCGACAGUCGAAAGCUGGGUUAUCAUGUUUGAAAAUAGUAGGCAUUGGGGGAAGCGACUGGUAACUCAUCUAUAUGCAUUAUCAACUAGCUAAUACAUACAUAAAUUCCAAAACACUCAUACACAUACACAAACUAACAGGAAACAAACCCUACCCGAAUUGACGACAGCCCAGUGUGAGAGGUAAGUCAACAAGUAAAGUGACCGCGUGGGAAUCAGGGGAAUGGGAUAUUCUGUCUCUUUAUAUGCUUAGUUGUCAAAUCCUGUCGCAGCUAUGAAAGGUGAAAAGCAAAACAUAUUAUAUUGAUAGUAUUUUUUUGUUAGGAACACACAAAAAAAUUGCAGACAAAUAAGUAUCUAUGAAAUACAAACCGAUAAAAGAACAUUUAAGUUAUUAUGUGCCGUUUAUAGAAUUCAGCCUUGUCGGCACAAGUAUCAAAUGAGAGAUCUUCAUACACAUCGAAACAUUUGCACUUUGCACAUCAACGGUAGUCAACAGUUUGAGAAAUGAACCUCUGGGAAAUGGCAGCAUAAAUAUUGGUUCCCGUUGUGAGAAUUGGAGUUUGCUUUCUCGUGUUAUCAUUUGAAUUUGGUUUUAUUAUCAAACAUAGGCCAACCGAUUCCAUCAUUCCACACUACCUACUGUAAUGUCGUAAGAUAUAUAUGGCACAUAUGGUCAAAAUUACCAGGCAAGAAAUCUGCUUCGGUCGAGUAUACAUAAGAAUGGUGGAACGAACAAUCGGAGCAUCAUCAUCAUCAUCACUUCAUUACGAUGCACAUUAUAAUUUGCGUUCUGCUCAUUCGAAUAAUAAUCAUUUCAGUGCAACUGACGAUAAUUUGCCAUUCAAAUUUAAACUAUUUUACUAUACUGCUCCAUACUUGGUACUGAUUCACACAAAUUAUGGGGCUUGCUGCACGAGUUAUGGUUUUUAUUGUCGUUUUACAGUGCUUCAUUUCGUUUGAAUUUGGUUUGAAAAGCAUUUGAUCGGUGAAUGCGAUUAAAAUGGUUGUUAUUUCAACCGGAAUAGGCGUUUACUUAUUUUAUCAGUUCUGUUCUACAGAAAAUAAGCACAUCUUCAAUUUAUACUUUUUUAGUUUUCGAUUUCUACUCAUCAAUCAAUGCAUUUGUAGUUUAUAUAGAUCUGGUAGUGAAACCUAGCAGUCCAGCAUGAAACGAUACGUAGACAUUUUAUUUUGUUCUACUAGAUCACUUUUCGAUAGAUGCAACUGAGGAUGUCAUUCUUAGGGUUUCUAUCCAUAUUCUUAUGACGACUUUUUAAAGAUUCUCGACUGAGUAAGAUUUGAGUAGUAAGCAUUAUGUGCUCAUACAAAGUUACUUAGAUCAUUUCCCUUUUUCUCUCGAUCCAUGAAUAGUGUUAGUAUACUGAACUAAACUAGUUUGAUGAUUUUGCUGCCAAUUCCUAAAGAUUGAAAUUUUCCGAACGUAUUAUUGCAUUUUAAUAAAAAAAAUAAUUUGCUGAAUAAACGCCGCAGUAUAGACUUAUUCGUUUUCCAGUAUUUUAGUUUAUCGACCUACACUGCCGUUCUACGCAUAAUUGUCCCAUAUUCUGUGGGAUUUCCCAUACAUAUGGGACAGUUAAACUUGGAACGGCAGUACACGCAGCGUACAGAUACGACUGCGAAUAGCAAUCAAUAAAGCGCCAUAAUAAAUUCUAGUGAAACCACCUCGAAGAAACGUGAAAUCUCGCUUUUUUUUCUCUAAACAACACCGCGAUAGUAGAUCUGCACAGGUUAAGGCCAAGCACAUGCAUAGUUGAUUAACUUGAAACCGUCCAUAUGGAAUGAUCCGGUGAGUUUUGCAGGGAAGCAGUAACGGCAAUGUUGUUCACUUAGCGGGAUCAAGUUCGGAAUUUUGCACGAACACAAGCACACACUCAAACAGAAACCCACACUAAUCUUAUAAACGACACCGACGCAGGCACUUACGAUUCCAGCUUCCCCCUGUUUUACUAAAACGCUGACGAAAUGAAAUGUUUCAAACGUUCAGGAAAGUAGAUGAAGCAUGUAUUCCGAAACAUAAGUGUAAAUCGAGUCUAAGUUGUAGUUUUUAGUUGCUUUACAAAGUAGUGAGCAGAGAGAAAAUAUAGUCGAAAGAAGUAAAAUCAAAAUAAUUUUGUGAUACAAGUAAAAGGAUGUAAACGAGUAAUAGCUAUUGUUUUUUCAUUAUAAACAAAUCACGGUGAGAGAAAAGCCACUCGCCAUUAAACAAGAUUUCUUUCUAAUUAAUCAUUAGUUUUAAUACAUUUUAAUAAUGUUUGAUUAUUCCGUGUUUAGACUUUGGUUUCGAUUGUUUUGCUUCUAUUGAAAAUCAAAUCGUUGUUCAUUGUUUGCGAGAGAUCGAUGAUUUUUUCGUUUUUCUUUUGACACACUUAGAUAUAACUGUAAUGCAUAAGUGGUAAACAAGUCUAAUAAAAACAAAAAAGUGUAAAAAUACAUCAAAUUGGAAUUUAACAUUAAAUUUAAUUAUAUCAAUGCUAAUAACUGGUUUGCAAGAGAAAAAAAUGUAAAACAUAAACAGCAAGAAAGGAAAGUAUAUUAAACACGAACAUUCAACUUCAGCUAACAAGUAUUGAGAAUGCAAACGCUAAAUUAUAGGGAAAACUGAACUUAGUAUAUAUUUAUAUGAACGGUAUAUUAAUUUGAUAUUACAGUGGCAAAAAAAACAAACGCCGAUAUCCAGCUCACUAAGAGCGCGUCCCCGAGAAAAAUAGAAGGGUAAAAAUGAGGGAGGAGUUAGAAUCGUAGUUAAUAAAAUUGUGUGACACGUUGCAGAAGCAGAAGGAAACGAAAAGUAGUACACGGAGUGCAAAACUCAUCGCAAACAGGAAACAAAGCGUCUCGGAAGGUGCUCGGGUGGAAGUGAGAGGUAGUUGUGGAAAAUCUCGUUAUCAACGCUUGACAUUGCUAUGACGCGCUUUGCGGUGAUGGGAUAUGGAAGGAUGUUCAUCAGUCGUGCUUUCUGUUCGUUGGUUGGUGGCGUGUGGUCGGGGAAACCGUCAACAUUCAGUGGCAUACUGUUGCCGAGCAAUGAACAAGUUUCCAGACCGUUUGAAAACAAGGUCAUUAGAUGGUUUUACACGAGUGGAUUUAGCAUGUACAUCUGAGUAUAGAUUCAUCAGAAUGCACGGCAUAGCCUGACUUAGAAUGCACAGCAUAGCCUGACUUUGGACGGAAAUUCACUGUUAGCUAAACUUCCGCUUACAGCAUAAUAGUCUCUUUUUUGUAUAACUCUUAUGCAGUUGGGACAAUUUUGCAUGUUAUAUUUUUUAAGUAAUUGUUGACUUUUGAGGUUGAGAAUGUGUAGCUCUUGUUACUGCAUAUGUCUGCUAUUUUGAUUGACUUUUGGAUUGCUAUACUGCAUAUUCAAAAACUAAUGGCUUGUAUGUUACAUAGCCUUGGAAACACGUUACAACGUAACCGUAAUAGCCAAAUGGGUUCAGUGUUGAAUGUGACACCUACGAUUUCCACAACAACGGAGCGGAAUGAACAUGAAAAAGAUGACAAGAUUUAUAGCUCUUCUUCCAACCGAGCAUGAAACAACAGAUUUGUCGAAAGAACGACACAAACAAAUGUAGCUAUACGUAUAGAGAAUAGAAGAACUAUGACUUAACUAUAACAGUAAAACAGUUGGCAAGAGAGGAAAAUAAAAAUUAUAUACACAUAAAAAAUGGUAAAAAAUCGACACAGAAAACAGUGGGAGUAAUAUUUGAAAAAAUAUGCCUAAGUUUGUGAAAAUUAAGAACAACCGUAAUCGUGUUUAAAUGUGAAAACUACAGUGGUAACUUAGCUAAAUCAAGCAGCCACCAUGUGUACACAAUGAAUAGUGCGUGUAUGUACACAUAAUUUAGCGGUAUUAACUUUUCUGUUAAACAAUCAUCCUAUAUAGCAAAAGAACAAGUGAAAAUAACAAAUAUUUAGCUUACUUGAGUGAACAGACUAAAAGUAAUUAAUGAAAACCAGGACAAACAAAACUCUAUAGCGAAAAACAAUUUAUAAAUCCGCCGGAUUUAGUCACUGUAAGAAAAUGCUGCUUUAACAAUCUUUCUAGCGUUAAACAAAAGAAACGAACCAGGAAAAUAAUUCACAGUGACGCAACAUUAUAUCAUUCAUCAUGCAUCCCAAAGACAAACAAAUCGGAAGUUUAUGAUCUUAUCGAUUCUCAUUUCCUCCCAUUAGAUUCAACUGUUCCGUAAUACCUUGAGAAAAUUAUAAAGAUGGCUAUUCUAUUUUCCAAUUUAGUCCCUUACUAUUCACUCGCCUCGUGUAAAUCAACUUCCCCAGCAGAAGCUAGAAUUUCUGAUAAAAGUUUCCUUGAAGGUGAAAGUGCACCUGGUUAUAUGAAUUCCAUUAAUUGAUUCACGGACACAAUUCUUUAGGUUAGAGUGUUGACUUUCUAGCCUUCCCAAAUUGAAGAAUAUCGUCAGGCAUCUGUUUUUUUUAUUUGAUAAUGGAUAUUAUAAAACACCACCAACCAGUCUCUGUAUCGUUCUGUAACUCGCUCUUAUUUCGAGGAAUAAAGUUUAAAUACAAAAUGAA
Malaya genurostris is the source of this 8561-nucleotide messenger RNA. It is a transcript of the gene Cals, whose product is annotated as calsyntenin-1. The record is from RefSeq and is a predicted model, not a curated record. The transcript is spliced from 8 exons. Gene Ontology annotation, molecular function: X11-like protein binding; calcium ion binding; kinesin binding. Bases 792 to 3761 code for a protein of 989 amino acids. NCBI's taxonomy places the organism in Eukaryota, Metazoa, Arthropoda, Insecta, Diptera, Culicidae. Gene Ontology annotation, biological process: positive regulation of synapse assembly; positive regulation of synaptic transmission; homophilic cell-cell adhesion. Gene Ontology annotation, cellular component: cell surface; postsynaptic membrane.